AUGUAUCCAACAAAAGUGGUGUUAUCUAAUGGAGCCUCUAUUAAUAUCAGAUAUCCUGAACCGCGAAAAAUAAUAAAGUUGCCUUUGGAUUUAACACUUCUAUCUGAAGAGGAGAAAAAGAUAAGGUUGGACAAAAGGAAACCUAAGAAAAAAGUUAAAAUUGUUGAAACAAUAGAAGACAAUUUUAAUGCGAAAAAAUACUUAAAGUACAUAAAAAAGAAAUAA
This is a messenger RNA of Leptosia nina, 225 nucleotides long. The record is from the annotation of a GenBank genome assembly. Lineage: Eukaryota; Metazoa; Arthropoda; Insecta; Lepidoptera; Pieridae.